AGCCGCCCGUCCGCCGCCGGCAUGCUGCGCCCGCUGCUGCUCGCCGCGCUCUGCCUGGCCGGCCGCCUCGCGCCUGCCGGCGGCUGCCAGCUGCCGUCCGAGUGGAGACCCCUGAGCGAGGGCUGCCGCGCGGAGCUGGCCGAGAUCAUCGUGUACGCCAAGGUGCUGGCGCUGCACCAGGAGGUCCAUGGCCUCUACAACUACCUGCCCUGGCAGUACGAGGCCGGCGAGGCGGGGCUCUUCUACUCCGCCGAGAUCGAGAUGCUGUGCGACCAGGCGUGGGGCAGCAUGCUCGAGGUCCCCGCCGGCUCCAGGCUCAACCUCACCGGCCUGGGCUACUUCGCCUGUCACUCCCACACCGUGCUCCAGGAUUACUCCUAUUUCUUCUUCCUCAGGAUGGAUGAAAAUUAUAACCUUUUGCCUCAUGGAGUCAAUUUCCAAGAUGCCAUCUUUCCAGACACUCAAGAGAACAGAAGGAUGUUUUCUAGCCUUUUCCAGUUUUCAAACUGUUCCCAAGGGCAGCAACUGGCAACUUUCUCCAGUGACUGGGAGAUCCAGGAAGAUAACAGGCUCAUGUGCUCCUCGGUGCAGAAGGCCCUGUUUGAGGAGGAGGACCAUGUCAAGAAGCUGCAGCGGAAGGUGGCCUCCCUGGAGAAGCGGAACAGGCAGCUCCGCGAUCGCGUGAAGAAGGUCAAAAGGUCGCUGCGGCAGGCGCGGAAGAAUGGCCGCCACCUGGAACUGGUGAACCAGAAGCUCAGGGAGAAGCUGGCGGCCACGGCAGGAGCCGUCCCGCACAUCAACGCCCUGGGGCAGGAGCCCGCAGGCAGCACCUACCUGCGGGGGUAGCGCAGGGGCGGUUGCCUCUCCCCGGGGAAGGGCAAGCGGGGGCGUGGGUGGACAUGCCAUAGUUCACAUCUUGCCAAAGAUAUUUUCCUAUGCGUUUGGUGGUAGCGUCUGGCUGGUUUGAAGGGUCCCUGCUGUCCCCUCCUGGCCUGGUCCAGACAGCGCUCAGAGCCCAGAGGCAGCAGCAUCCCGGAGGGCCUGUCCUCAGCUUCCGGGGUGGCCUCCAAAGUGCACAGACUGGGCAAAGAACACCUUAGACCAGGGGUGUCCAAACUUUUCUCAACGUUUUUCACCAAGGGCCACAUGCGGUAAAAUACACAAACAGCCGGGCCACUCACUCGAGGUGAAGUACGUAUUGCCUCACCUGGUUUAU
This is a messenger RNA of Rhinolophus ferrumequinum (greater horseshoe bat), 1216 nucleotides long. It is a transcript of the gene CCDC3, whose product is annotated as coiled-coil domain containing 3. Gene Ontology annotation, cellular component: extracellular region. The record is from RefSeq and is a predicted model, not a curated record. Lineage: Eukaryota; Metazoa; Chordata; Mammalia; Chiroptera; Rhinolophidae. Gene Ontology annotation, biological process: negative regulation of gene expression. The coding region runs from base 22 to 846 and encodes 274 amino acids. The transcript is spliced from 3 exons.